Homarus americanus (American lobster) is the source of this 1706-nucleotide messenger RNA. Its product is annotated as melanization protease 1-like. The record is from RefSeq and is a predicted model, not a curated record. The transcript is spliced from 8 exons. Gene Ontology annotation, molecular function: serine-type endopeptidase activity. Gene Ontology annotation, biological process: proteolysis. Bases 147 to 1229 code for a protein of 360 amino acids. NCBI's taxonomy places the organism in Eukaryota, Metazoa, Arthropoda, Malacostraca, Decapoda, Nephropidae.
GCCUACGACUUCUGCCUCAGUGAACGUUGAACUGCACUUCGUUAAGGUUAGCAGCUGCAAACAUUAACAGUGAGCUGCAAACUGUGAGAAUCUGUGAGUGUUAGGUGGAUCAGUCUACACUCAAUUAUCUAGUGCAUUCUACAGUUAUGGUGAAAAGGAGUAUGGUACACAUACAAAGAGGAUGCAGCUUUGGUGCCUUGGUAGUGCUGUUGCUGCUGCCGCUGUUCCAGAUGGCUCACACCCAGAGAGUGACCUGCCAACAUGAAUGUAUCCCACUACGACAGUGCCCACAGCUGGUGCGGCUACUGAGUAACGCCACUCCUGAGAACAUUGGCGCUCUGCAGCGAGUCACUUGCUCUUUCAGGAACAGGGAGCCAACGGUGUGUUGUCCCCGAAAUACCAACCUGUUGCCCAGGAACUGUGGGGAUAGCGAAGGAUUGACCAGGAUUAUUGGUGGAACAGAAGUACCCCUCGGUAGUCAUCCUUGGAUGGCUGUAUUAGGAUACAGAGCCGUGGGAUCCUCAACAACAGAGUUCCUGUGUGGUGGGUCAGUGAUCAACGAAAGAUACAUAUUAACAGCUGCUCACUGCGUACUGGAGUCUGUAUUAGGAAACAAGAAGCUAGAAGUCGUCCGACUUGGAGAAUGGGACUUGACCACCGACCUAGACUGUUUCCAACCAGAUAAUAAUAAAACUGCUAUUUGCGCUGCCCCAGUUCAAGAUUUUACUGUAGAAGAGAUCAUUCCUCACCCAAACUAUAAUACAAGAGUAAAGUUUUCUGAUGACAUCGCCCUUAUCCGAGUCAGCAGCCCCAUUGAUAUUAGUGGAUUUUGGGUUAAAGCGGUUUGUCUGCCUCCUCAAAAUAUUGACGUGGCAAACCGAUCUAACAAUGUGCCUAUAGCAGCAGGGUGGGGCAUCACUGAACUCGGAACUACAAGUAAUAGGCUGCUACAUGUUGAAUUACCCUUUGUAGAUCGUUCACAGUGCAAUGCCACCCACAGGGGAGAUAUAGUUAAUGAACAAAUUUGUGUAGGAGGUCGGGCAGGACAGGACUCAUGCGGGGGCGACUCUGGCGGACCAUUGAUAUUGCCGGGGCCGAGAGGUCCUCCAUACCUCCAAAUUGGUGUCGUGUCUUACGGCCCAUCGAACUGUGGUCAACAGAGUGUACCUGGCGUCUACACCUACGUCACUCAUUACAGGAACUGGAUUGAAGAGAAAUUGAGGCCAUAAGGAAUUAAAGUAUUAAAGUUAGCUAUGAAUUGUGGUGUUAUAACAUAGUGAGCAUCCUUCGCCAAAAGAAACAAUUACAAAAGUACACAGUGACUUGAACACGGCCAACUGUCUCCUAAAGUUUCUUAAUACAAUGAUACAAAAUGAAGAUAAAGAAACUUGAUGGGGUUUUUAUGGAGUUUUUAUAACAAGGAAAUAAUUACCUGUAUGGUAGUGUUUUCUGCUGUGGUAAUGACUUGCUUAAUAAUAAUAUGGGAUGUUUGUGUAUUCUAAUUUUUCAUAAAAGACGAGUAAUUAUUCAACCAAGGUUCAAACUUGUUCAUUUUUAUUAAGACGUUGUUAUAGAAUUAUAGCUAAGAGAAAUUGUAUUUUUUUUUUUUUGCAGCUCAAAAGCACUUUCCUGCAAUCCAGUGUGCAUAGGGUAUUUAUAUAUUAUUAAUUCCUUAACUCUAAAAAUAAGAUUUUUUAUAAUUUUAA